Zootoca vivipara (common lizard) is the source of this 2213-nucleotide messenger RNA. The record is from RefSeq and is a predicted model, not a curated record. NCBI's taxonomy places the organism in Eukaryota, Metazoa, Chordata, Lepidosauria, Squamata, Lacertidae.
CAAUGCCUUGUCGUGGCGAAGGGGCUUGAAUAACUCAGAGAAGCUAUGAGCUAUGCCAUGCAGGGCCACCCAAGAUGGACAGGUCAUAGUGGAGAGUUUUGACUAAACGUGAUCCACCUGGAGAAGGAACUGGCAAGCCACUCCAGUAUCCCUGCCAAGAAAACUCCAUGGACAAAGACAACAGGCAUAUAAAAGUUAUGACGCUGGAAGAUGAGCCCCUCAGGUCGGAAGGCGUCCAACAUGCUACUGAGGAAGAGCGGAGGACAAGUACAAGUAGAUUCAGAGCUGAUGAAGCGGCUGGGCCAAAGCCGAAAGGACGCUCAGUUGCGGAUAUGCCUGGAAGCGAAAGGAAAGUCCGAUGCUGUAAAGAAAAAUAUUGCAUAGGAACCUGGAAUGUAAGAACCAUGAAUAGAGGUAAGCUGGAUGUGGUCAAAAAUGAGAUGACAAGAAUAAAUAUCGACAUCCUGGGCAUCAGUGAACUAAAAUGGAAGGGAAUGGGUGAAUUCAGUUCGGGUGACUAUCAUAUCUACUACUGUGGGCAAGAAUCCUGUAGAAGAAAUGGAGUGGCCCUCAUAGUCAACAAAAGAGUGGCAAAAGCUGUGAUGGGAUGCAAUCUCAAAAAUGACAGAAUGAUCUCGAUACGAAUCCAAGGCAGACCUUUUAACAUCACAGUAAUCCAAGUUUAUGCACCAACUACCGGUGCUGAAGAAAGUGAAAUUGACCAAUUCUAUGAAGACCUACAACACCUUCUAGAAAUGACACCAAAGAAGGAUGUUCUUCUCAUUACAGGGGAUUGGAAUGCUAAAGUAGGGAAUCAAGAGAUAAAAGGAACAACUGGCAAGUUUGGCCUUGGAGUUCAAAAUGAAGCAGGGCAAAGGCUAAUAGAGUUCUGUCAAGAGAACAAGCUGGUCAUCACAAACACUCUCUUCCAACAACACAAGAGACGACUCUACACAUGGAUAUCACCAAAUGGGCAGCAUCGAAAUCAGAUUGAUUAUAUUCUCUGCAGCCAAAGAUGGAGAAGCUCUAUACAGUCAGCAAAAACAAGACCUGGAGCUGACUGUAACUCAGAUCAUCAGCUUCUUAUAGCAAAAUUCCAGCUUAAACUGAAGAAAGUAGGAAAAACCACUGGGCCAGUAAGAUACAAUCUGAAUCAAAUCCCUUAUGAAUACACAGUGGAAGUGAGGAACAGGUUUAAGGAUUUAGAUUUGGUGGACAGAGUGCCUGAAGAACUAUGGAUGGAGGCUCGUAACAUUAUACAGGAGGCAGCAACGAAAACCAUCCCAAGGAAAAGGAAAUGCAAGAAAGCAAAAUGGCUGUCCAACGAGGCCUUACAAAUAGCGGAGGAGAGGAGGCAAGCAAAAUGCAAGGGAGAUAGGGAAAGAUACAGGAAACUGAAUGCAGAUUUCCAAAAAACAGCAAGGAGAGACAAGAGGGUCUUCUUAAAUGAGCAAUGCAAAGAAAUAGAGGAAAACAAUAGAAUGGGGAAAACCAGAGAUCUGUUCAAGAAAAUUGGAGAUAUGAAAGGAACAUUUCGUACAAAGAUUACCAUAAUCAAGGACAAAAGUGGUAAGGACCUAACAGAAGCAGAAGACAUCAAGAAGAGGUGGCAAGAAUACACAGAGGAAUUAUACCAGAAAGACAUGGAGGUUUCGUACACCUCAGGUAGUGUGGUUGCUGACCUUGAGCCAGACAUCUUGGAGAGUGAAGUCAAAUGGGCCUUAGAAAGCACUGCUAAUAACAAGGCCAGUGGAAGUGAUGAUAUUCCAGCUGAACUAUUUAAAAUUUUAAAAGAUGAUGCUGUUAAGGUGCUACACCCAAUAUGCCAGCAAGUUUGGAAAACUCAGCAAUGGCCAGAGGAUUGGAGAAGAUCAGUCUACAUCCCAAUUCCAAAGAAGGGCAGUGCCAAAGAAUGCUCCAACUACCGCACAAUUGCGCUCAUUUCACACGCUAGCAAGGUUAUGCUUAAAAUUCUACAAGGCAGGCUUAGGCAGUAUGUGGACCGAGAACUCCCAGAAGUGCAAGCUGGAUUUCGAAAGGGCAGAGGAACCAGAGACCAAAUAGCAAACAUGCGCUGGAUUAUGGAGAAAGCUAGAGAGUUCCAGAAAAACGUCUACUUCUGCUUCAUUGACUAUGCAAAAGCCUUUGACUGUGUCGACCACAGCAAACUAUGGCAAGUUCUUAAAGAAAUGGGAGUGCCUGAUCACCUCAUC